GAGAAUACUUACUUCCUGGUGUACAAUUCUCUGUUAUCCAAUGGGAAUGGACGCUCACAUUGCCUUUUAAGAGCAGCCGACACAAAUGAAUGCCGUGCUUCCAUGAGCGUCAAAUCCCGCCGCAGAUGGGAAUACAUUGCAAUCAGUGAAAGCUAUUUGCGUCCCUUUAUGAAUCUGAAGGAGCAUAGGAGCGUCCCAACUGCACGCCUCGGGACCCUGACCAAGCGUCGCUCCUGGACGUUUAUGGAAAUGCCUUUAGCAUCGACAUGCUGUGGAAUCCACUUGAGGCCCCUUCGACCCCGGGGUCCUACUACCCAGGGUCCGCUGUUCCUCGAGGAAAGCAGCCCCUCAGGAAGGACGCUCCACAUAACCUGCCCUCACCUAUCUACCCACGGAGGCCGCCAGCAGACCCCACUGACAUCGAGGACUACAUCAAUGAUGGCCUGGAGGCUGCCGACAACGAUCCGAACGUGCCUCCCUACGACACGGCCCUGAUCUAUGACUACGAGGGAGAGGGCUCCCUGGCAGGCAGCCUCAGCUCCAUUGCUUCAGGCAGCUCUGACGGAGACCAGGACUACGACUACCUCAACGACUGGGGACCACGCUUUAAGAAACUGGCCAACAUGUAUGACCCACGUUAACAGGGACAGCCCCUCAAAGAAAGACAUGUGUGCUUCACCACCAGUUAGGGAUCAGGGCUCAGGGUUUUUUUUCUCUGACCCAUUUGGCAAUAUUUUAGUCAAGGACAAGAUUUGAAGUGUGCCAAAGAAAGAUAAGUGCUAUGUAAAGGCGUGGGACUUUAAUCUCUAAGUGCCCUAGUUUAAAGAGGUUCAUUUGGACACUACUGACAAAAUGCCUUGUGGAAAAAUGUUGUACUUAGCUUGGGAGAAGUUAAUGAGACAGAGAACUCAAGAGCUGAUUCGAUCAGCCGAGAGGAAAUGAGCUGUGCUGUAAUACAUGGUUGUCCAUGUCUGGUUUGCCCAUCCUCAGACUUGGAUUUCUCGGUAUUAAUGCAACAAGCCUGAGAAAACAAACCUUUUAUGUAUUUUUUUAUAUAUAAGUGAUCAUUUUAUUUUCAUUUUGUUUUUUUGAUCACAAAUCCUCCAUUCCAGCUAUUAACCUUUUUGGAAAAAACCAUUUACUCAACCAAACAAACUGUACCACAAUAUAUUAUAUAGUAUCAAAUAGUUCGGAGGUGAAGAUUUUGAAUGUUUUUUUUUUUUACUGUAUAUGUUCAUUGAAUUUAGAGUUUCCAGAAUA
Molecule: messenger RNA, 1260 nt
Organism: Notothenia coriiceps (black rockcod)
Lineage: Eukaryota; Metazoa; Chordata; Actinopteri; Perciformes; Nototheniidae
Product: cadherin-15-like
Exons: 3
Coding region: 267-641 (124 amino acids)
Biological process (GO): cell morphogenesis; calcium-dependent cell-cell adhesion; adherens junction organization
Cellular component (GO): catenin complex; adherens junction
Molecular function (GO): cadherin binding; calcium ion binding; beta-catenin binding
Source: RefSeq, a predicted model, not a curated record